AUGACUGAAUCUGGAUGCUCCUAUGGAAGUGAGGUAGGAGGCUUUCUGGAUGACCUUCCUCCUUUCACAAACAGAUACAUCUAUGAAGGGAAAGAGCAACUCGAUCAAAUCAUGGAAAUUGAACAUCACCGUCUCGCACACUCACGUGCUGAGUCCCUUAAAAUUUCUGAAUAUUUUCAACGGUUUUUGCGACCCGAUCCAAUCCCAGGUCUUCGCUUGUUUUACAAUCCAGCACUGCAGAUUCUAAUUCUCAGAAGUUCCAGUCUGGAACAUCUUCAAGCUGCUGGCGCAUUACACGAUACAGUCACAGAGACUUUGAGACCGAUGGGGCUGCAUCAUGCGCUUCUGUUAUUUGGAGGCGCAAACGUUGAUGUCGGUGAUGGACAGGUAAAAGGGCCAGAUUGGGGCUGGUGCUCCCGCCGGCCUCCUCUUGGUGUCGCCAAAAGACCCGGGGUAGUCGUCGAGGUUGGAGUUUCAGAACCUGAGACCAAACUCUGCAACGAUGCAAGAUUCUGGGUUGAUCCCACCAAAGGAAAAGCCAACAUGGCCAUCACCAUCAAAGUCGACCGUCGCAAGCCCGAGUUGAAACUCAAUACCCGGGAAUGGAAUUCUCAUCUUCAACGUCCGCAUAUCACCCAAUUCGCCAUUGUCGAAAAAUAUGGUGAUGAAAUCACCGUCUCAGAAUCUCCACUUGUCAUACCCUUCCACCAUAUCUUCCAGCGCGCCCCGGAACAUUCUAAAGAAAAGGAUAUUCAACACUCAAAGGAACAGCUCACUGAAUGGGCAACUUCUGUAUGGGAUGCCCAAGAGCUAUAA
Penicillium vulpinum is the source of this 816-nucleotide messenger RNA. RefSeq lists its product as uncharacterized. The coding region runs from base 1 to 816 and encodes 271 amino acids. Lineage: Eukaryota; Fungi; Ascomycota; Eurotiomycetes; Eurotiales; Aspergillaceae. The record is from RefSeq and is a predicted model, not a curated record. The transcript is spliced from 2 exons.